GCCCUUUUCGCUCAGUGGACUCGGCUUGCUGCGCGCACGCCCACAGUAAGACCCGCAUGCAACCGCUGACCUCCGUUGCGGCUCGCAGACCCCGGGCACUAGUGUAAGGGCAGAGAGGAAGGAACAACAUGGCCAGCCUCGACGGCAACGCGCCUGAGUUGUUUGCCAACAUGGACGGAGGUUUGGAUGUCUUCGACCUUGGGGAUGCGGCGCUGGGAGACAGCGGUCUUGCGGGGGAUUUCGGUGAUGGAGCCCUUGGCAGUUCGGAGCCAAUCUCGACGGCUCCUACUUCAGUUACCACUACUACCGCAGCCGAGACCGUCUCCCCUAUUAGUAUUGCGGGUGGGACGCUAUCUGACGCUUCGCCGGAUGUUGCCGGACCCUCCCACCAGCAGCAGCAGCAGCAGCAGCAGCAGCAGCAGCAACAGCGGCAGCAGCAACAGCAUCCCGGCUUCUUCGAGUCGGCUACUACUCCGCAAUGGGAAUUUCAGAAUACACCACCGUAUGACUCCCCGAUCAACCCCUUCGGUACUGCGCCCCAACCGACUUGGGAACUCCCGCUCAACCUCAGCAAGCCGCCCCAACCCCAACAACAAACAUCUUCCUACCCUCAGACGUCUACCGCCGCCACAAACGACCCGAAUCCUGCCCCUUCCACCUCGGCGGGCAAUGUGCCCCUAGCCCCAGCAUUUGCGCCAAGCUUGCAACCCGCCCAGCCAGAGCAUAUUCGGAACAUUCAGGACACACUCACGCCAGCGCAGCGUGAGCGCCUCAAAUCCAUUGCCAUGCCUCCGCAUCUUCAGUAUCACUCGCCCCAGAGCAACGCUGGCAGUCCGGACUCCGCGUCCAGCGGCCAAGACAAGGCCGCCCUGUCGUCGCCCGACCCUGCCGCGCCGGCGAAACCCACCAGCAGGAAGCGCAAGUCAUCGGCUUCCGCCGACGACGACGACGAUGAAGAUGAGGUUGAGCAGCCGGUCAAGAAGACGGCGCAUAACAUGAUUGAGAAACGGUACCGGACCAACCUCAAUGAUAAGAUAGCAGCUCUGAGAGAUAGCGUUCCUUCACUACGGAUCAUGUCAAAGAGCGCACGCGGAGAAGACACGACCGAAGACAGGGAGGAGCUUCACGGCCUGACACCUGCCCACAAACUGAACAAGGCGACGGUCUUGAGCAAGGCUACCGAGUACAUCAGGCACCUGGAGAAACGGAAUAAUCGUCUCCUUGAGGAGAACAGCAACAUGCAGGCGAGGAUUGCCGCCUUUGAGAAGCUGUUCAUGGCCGGCGCCAUGAGCGGCCAACUGCCCAAUCCGCUGCAGCAACAACCCGCUCCGAUGCAAUAUCCUCAGGAUACGAGCUCCUACUUGAACACGCCCAUGGCAACACCUCGGGGCCCCGACCCCCCGGGGAUGAUCCCCAUUCCGGACGACAUGAAACGAAUCCUCGCGGCCCAGCAGAUGAACGCCGGCCGUCCAUAUCCGGUGCCCGCGCAACAGUUCGGCCAGAACCCAACGUUUAUGCGGCAGCAGCAGAUCCAACAACAGCAACAGCAAUCCCAAGCACAGUCCGGCCGCUGGAACCCUUACCUGGGGAAGCUCAUGGUGGGUUCCCUCGCCGGCUUGAUGCUGGUCGAGGCGCUCGUCGAAUCCGAGCCCUCCGGCGACAGCACCGAUUCACGCGGCCUCGGCCUUGUUCCCUCGGUCAACUACAUUACCUCGUUUGUCCGAUCUUCCCACGUCAGCGUCGGGGGUUAUUACGUCUCGGCAAUCCACUUGCUUGCCAAGUUGCGGCUCCUCUCCCUCCUGGGCUUCGUCUUCUGGCUGGCCUGCUCGUCGUUCGUAGACACGUCGGCCUUCAAGCCUUCCAACAAGACCGAGAACACCGCCGCCGUCGUCAAGGCUGUGCCAUCUCUCGCCUCGCCGAUUCAUGUCAGGAGACAGGCCUGGCUCACCGCUAUCCAAACCGUUUGGGUACCUAGGCAUAACAUCUUCCUCGAAGCUGCCGCCCUGCUUCUCAAGACGUGGAAGUACACUUUGAGGAACCUCGUCGGCUCCCACAGCUACCUCUCGCUCGCCGGCCUGAGUGAGGAGCAAGAGGCCGCCCGGAUCAAGGCUUGGUCGAUCGCUCUGGACGCUCAGCUCGCAGGCGGCGAUGUCGAGAUCAACAAGAGCCGUCUUACGCUAACCCUGAUCGCAUCGGGCACACUCCCCGACACACCCCUCCGGCUGAUGCUAAAGGCGUUGCAUAUCCGGGUCCUGCUUUGGCAGCUCAACGGCGCCCGCUGGGCGGCCAACGUGAUUGCCGCGAAGCUUGCCAGGGACAGGUGGAACGAAGCAAGACAGCUGAACCGCAUCCUCAACUCGCUUCCAGAGGGCGAUGCUUCCGCUGAUGACGCCCUUCCCGAGUACCUGGCCACCCUGAUUGAGCAGGAUUGCGACGAGGUCCUCACCGAUGCCAUCAUCCAGCGUGUGCACAACCUCGCUUGGAAUCGGCACACCACUCAUAACGUUGUCGGGAAGAUCGACGGCAUGGACACCGUCGUCGAAGACGCCGCCGUGCGCUCGCCCAUGGACGCCGUUGCGGCCUGGUAUUCCUGCCUGAUACUCCAUCGCGUCCUUCUAGCCAGCCUUCGCCAGCCCCGCGACGACCUCGCCGCCGCCCACCGUCCCGAAGACGCCAUCGCUCUGGCGGCCAAGAUCGCCCCCAUCGGUUCCAACGCCCAGGUCCGCGCCCUCGUCGCCCGCGCCGUGUUUGCCGAGGGCGCACGCGGCUCGCACAUCGUCGCCGCCCUCCAGGCGCUGGGCCCCUCCGUCAAUCCGGAUAAACACCAGGAUUACCGUCGCGGCGUCCCGCCGCUGAUCGACUCCCCCAUGACCUCGAUCAUGCCGGAUCCCGACGCGCAGAUGGCACUGCGCUGCGCCAUGGGCAUCGCCCAGCUUCAGAAAUUUGAGAACCCGCCCACGGCAGCGUAUCCCAUCAUCUCUUCGGUACUGCCGGCCGGCACCGACAUCGAGAAGGUCUCGCUACUGGGCUAUGCCGCGGCGUUCCGACUUAUGGAAACUCUCAAUCGACACGCCGUGGCGAGGGAGACGUCCGCUCGGUCCCUGGAGAGGUUGGCCGGCAGUCUUCGAAUCUGGAUGGGCUGCGAGCGGGCCGCGGGAGAGAAGCUCGGGGUGGAUGCCGCCAUGCGUAGCGCCAUGAUCAAGCGCUGUCUGGCGGUCACCAAGAGCGUGGUAGGCAUGGAGGCUGAGGCCGACCCGGGCUAUUGGAGUAUGGAUGAUUGUGCGGGUGCCGACGGGGAGGGGGAGGAUGGAUGUUGACUUGACAUGACUCCUAUGGACGGCGUGUUUCACCCAUCUUUGGGGGGAGGGUGACUCAUGCCUCUCCUCCUUCUUUUUCUUUGGUUUUCUUUG
This is a messenger RNA of Thermothelomyces thermophilus ATCC 42464, 3410 nucleotides long. RefSeq lists its product as uncharacterized. Gene Ontology annotation, biological process: positive regulation of transcription by RNA polymerase II; SREBP signaling pathway. Lineage: Eukaryota; Fungi; Ascomycota; Sordariomycetes; Sordariales; Chaetomiaceae. The transcript has 2 exons. Bases 129 to 3317 code for a protein of 1062 amino acids. The record is from RefSeq and is a predicted model, not a curated record. Gene Ontology annotation, molecular function: protein dimerization activity.